Molecule: messenger RNA, 1539 nt
Organism: Penicillium olsonii
Lineage: Eukaryota; Fungi; Ascomycota; Eurotiomycetes; Eurotiales; Aspergillaceae
Source: the annotation of a GenBank genome assembly
AUGGCCUCCAACGAGCCAGCAGACCCCAUUCCCCAGGGAAUGUUUGCCACUGCUCGUCAGUCCUUCGCAGACCUCUUCAUCUGGAAGCAGCGUGUCGAGGUGACCAAUGAACACGGUGAAUCGCGAACAGAAUGGCAAGCCCCAGAGUCGAUCAAAAACCCCAUCAGCCUGAUGGCUCAGCUCUCAGCGCGCGACUGGCUAUUCUUCCUGGUUGGGCUCACGGCAUGGACUGCCGAUGCCUUCGACUUCCAUGCCUUGUCGAUUCAAACGGUGAAGUUAGCAGAUUAUUACGGCAGGUCAAAAACCGAUAUCUCGACGGCGAUUACCUUGACCCUGCUGCUGAGAAGCGUGGGAGCCGCGUGCUUUGGACUCGCGGGUGAUAAAUACGGCCGUAAAUGGCCAAUGGUGCUUAAUAUGAUCAUUCUGGGAGUCUUACAGAUUGCUACAAUCUACAGCAAAACCUUCCAGCAAUUCUUGGCUGUACGCAGUCUCUUUGGUCUUUUCAUGGGUGGGGUGUAUGGCAAUGCCAUUGCCAUGGCAUUGGAACAUUGCCCAGUCAACGCCAGAGGGCUGAUGUCCGGAAUCCUCCAGCAAGGCUACUCGCUAGGCUAUGUGUUCGCGGCCUGUGCCAAUCUCGGUGUCGGAGGAGGAACGGACACUUGGAAGACUGUCUUCUGGAUUGCCGCUGGAAUCUCAAUCGCAGUCGGUCUCGUUCGAAUUUGCUUCCCCGAAUCCAAGGCGUUCAUCGAGGCUAAGAAAGCCGGUAAACGAAGCCUUACCGCAGGCGAGUUCUGGCGGGAGACAAUAGCCAUGCUAGGCAAGGAGUGGCGCAUGUGCAUCUACUGUAUUAUUCUGAUGACCUGGUUCAACUUCUAUUCCCACACCUCCCAAGACUCCUACACCACGUUCAUGCUCACCUCCAAAGAGCUCGAAAACACCGGUGCCUCGAGAGCCUCGAUUUUGAUGAAGACUGGGGCCUGUGUUGGAGGUACUAUCAUCGGAUACCUGUCACAGUUUGUUGGCCGUCGAAGGGCGAUCAUUGUCGCCGCCUUCGUGUCGGGAGUGCUCAUUCCUGCAUGGAUUCUUCCCCAGGGCGAGCGAGCGCUGAGUGCGACUGGGUUCUUCAUGCAAUUCUUCGUCCAGGGCGCAUGGGGUGUGAUUCCAAUCCAUUUGAACGAGCUAUCCCCUCCGGCAUUCCGAUCUUCCUUCCCUGGUCUCACAUAUCAGCUCGGAAACAUGAUCUCCUCUCCGUCAGCACAGAUUGUGAACGCCGUGUCCGAGUCCAUCUCGGUGACCAGUGCAUCCGGUCACAGGGUGAACGCUUACGGGCCAGUCAUGGGAGUGGCCACGGCCAUCAUCGCCGUUGGGAUCAUGGUCACCACUGCCAUUGGCCCCGAGAAGCGUGGUCGCCGGUUCGAGAGCGUGGUCGCCGGAGUCGAUGAGGCUGCUAACGCCAAAGCCAUAGACUUGGAAAAUGCUGGCCAGGAGCCUGGUAAGUCAAAGGAUGAGAUGAUUGAGCUGGCCGAUCAGAAGAAGUAG